This is a messenger RNA of Mercenaria mercenaria, 2318 nucleotides long. RefSeq lists its product as uncharacterized. The transcript has 9 exons. The record is from RefSeq and is a predicted model, not a curated record. Lineage: Eukaryota; Metazoa; Mollusca; Bivalvia; Venerida; Veneridae. Bases 225 to 2069 code for a protein of 614 amino acids.
AUCAAUUUGAAAGUAACAGGAAGUAAAUAUUCCGAAAGCCGUGCAUGUUUAUAUCUCAUUGUAACCUCCAUUUACCAAUACGGAUAGUGUAAUAUAUUUCACAUGCUGUUAUCUCAGAUACUUCAAGUAUUUACAUCCGCUUGUAAUUUAAUAAGUUAAAAUUUAUAUCAGUAUGACUCCCACUCGUUAUCGAUAAACGAUAUUUGAAACAGAUAAUCAAAAAAAUGUUUCUACUUAUUUGGGAUAUUUUCUUGAUUUUAUGUCAAUUUCAAGAGAUCAAAGGUUUGCAAGCUACAAAAGCGUAUCAUCAAUCGCAAGUUAGUUCUACAUGGAUAAAUUCGACGAGAAAAUGCACCCUUGGGACGCCACCAAUAGAGUAUACUACAAAAUCCGUUAAUAUUUCACAAGAAUAUGUUACUGAAGAUUUAUGGGUAGGAUAUCAUUUAGCGAAGACAACAUUUGAGUUUCUAGGCUGUUACCAGAUAGAAAACCACAAAACAUCACAUUCAUACGAUGGCAAAGUUCUAGGACAGUGUUGUUCAGCUUGUGAACAUACAUUAUACAUCGGUAUAAGCACAGCAGGCGUAAGUCCGUGUUUUUGUACUGAUACGAAGCCUACAACAGAUACUCAUCUACUAAAAUGUAAUCAACAGUGUGAUGGGCAACAUAUACCUUGUGGAAUAUAUAGCUACAUGGCAUUGUACAAAGUUAUUUUGACUGAUAAUGGUACUGAACGGCUCGGCGACAAAUAUGAUCGUCCAUUGAACACAUCUGCGCAUAGGUGUGUGGAAUACAACGGUCAAAUCACAUCGUCUGAAAAAUUAUCACUGGGGAAUGGUACUGGUCUUUGUUGGACAGGGAUCACUAGACGUAGAGUUAUUGUAAGAUAUAAUGUAUCUUCUUUUGAUCCGACUACCUUAAGUAAAAUGUCAUUUGGAUAUAUCUACAAAAAUGCAGCUGGUAAAGUAUUGCUUCGUUUCGCAAAUAAUGCGCAACAAAAGAGAGCACUAUGUACAGGAGCCCGCUUAACGUCAACAGGGCAUUCUACAGACGGGAACUCAGGUGUUGGUAUUGGUGUCUCUGUCGCUGCAGCAAUAGUGUUCAUCGUCCUUGCCAGUGUGUUUAUUGUUCUUAAAAGACGAAAAAAACUACCAAAUUUGUGUUCAAAAACGAUGUUGACUAAAGAAUUACAUCGCACGGAGCCAGAGAUUGAAUUGUCUAGUAAAGCAGUCCAUUGUUCACACACAAACCCGUCUUAUGACGUUCUUGACAAAACAUACGUACAAAGUGUUGGCAGUCAAAACAACACUUAUGAUUCAGAACCCAAUGCAGUUAUUGAGGGACAUAGAGGUGACUCUGAUCAACAUAUGGAUCACCAACAAAAGGCCAGUAAUGAUGCACACAAUUAUUUUGUUCUUGAGAAAUGCGAUCUGGAAUUGGACCAGGAUGUUGCAGAUAUAAAGAAUAGCAGUAAUAAUUCACAUAAUUACUUUGUGCUAAAGAAACAUGCGAGAGAUUCUAAAGAAGCUGUCAUUACAUGUGACGCAGCAAAACCUGGAAAUUAUUCAAAGGAAGAGGAUGGCGGAAAUAUUUAUAAUACAAUAAAGGACACUGGAAAUGCAAUACACGAUCAUGUAUAUAAUACAACGAAGAAAGAAUUACAGAAAGUUGACGCAACAUAUGACACUGCAGAGAAGGCGCGUGAUAAAAUGAAAGCCAGUGCUGAUAAACGCUAUGAUGAGACCGAUGAAGACACUUACAACCACACUGAUAGAAAGGCGCUAAAUAGAUCAGACAAUGUUUACGGCAUACCAUUUCAACCAAACGCCUCGAAUAGAGAAGAUGUCAUUCAGCAGUUUGACAUGACAGAUCAACUUGAUUUAGACACGUAUAACCAUUUAAACAGCAGGUCAACAGACAACAUCAAACCAGACAGUUUAUAUGGCCUACACAAUGAAAUGAAAGGUAAAUACAACAUGCGAACGAAUCCGGAAGAGCACUACGCCAUAACGCACAGCGAGAAUGUGUUAACAAUAACAGAUAACACUUACUCAAAAAUAGAAACGUAGUAUUAAUGUAGGAAAUUUUUAUAAAUCAUACGUGUGUAUAUCAAUGUGAUAGUAUAGAAAACAUGUUAUGUUAUCAUUCUAGAGCAUAUGCCACCCUUGCAUAACUUCUAUGUGCUUGAACAACCUUUUUAACAUGUUUCUGUUAAUGGAACAGAUCUUCUUCAUACUUAGAUGAAGACAAUAAAGAAUAUGUAAAUACUAAAUAUGCAAUAUCUGAAAAAAUAUUGUUGUUUUCUUUUCAUUCGAUAC